AUGAAUGUCCAGACCCCACUCAGACUCCUGGAACUGGCUGGAAUGAAUCUGCUGAGAGAUGAGGCCUCAGCCAUCGCUGCACUGGAGUUUCUACCCACGGAGCUCUUCCCACCACUGUUCAUGGAGGCCUUCUAUGGAAGACACAGGGAGACACUGACAGCCAUGGUGCAAGCCUGGCCCUUUGUCCGCCUGCCACUGGGGGGCCUGAUGAAUGUGCCUCACAUGGGAACUUUAAAAGCAGUGCUGGAUGGGCUUAAUGCCUUGCUUGCCCAGAAGGUUCACCCCAGGAGGUGCAAACUGCGGGUGCUGGAUUUGAGGAAUACUGGACAGUACUUCUGGAGCAUGUGGUCAGGAGACAAGGACCAUGUGUCCUCAGGCUCCCUGAUGGCACCAGUGACUGAGGACAGUUCAAGGAAAGAACAUGCCAUGGCUCCCUUGGAAGUGUUCAUAGAGCUUUGCCUCAGUGAAGCAGCCAUGGAUGAAUGCCUCCUCUACCUCCUCCUGUGGGUGGCGAGAAGAAAAGAUUCAAUACACCUGUGCUGUAAGAAGCUGAAGAUUGAGUCAAUGCCCAUAGAAAGCACUGUGCAGUUUCUGAGUAUGAUGCCACUGGACUGUCUCCAGGAGGUGCAAGUGAACUGCACGUGGCAGCUGGCCACCCUCGCCAGGUUUGCUCCUUUCCUGGGUCAGAUGAGCAAUGUGCAGAGGCUCCUCUUCUCCCCUCUUCACGUGUCUCCCUCGGAGGAGCAGGAGGAGCAGCAGCAGCAGAUGGACCAAUUUACCUCUCAGUUCCUCAGGCUGCACCACCUCCGGGAUCUCUACCUGGAAACUCCCUCCUUCCUCCAAGGUCGCCUGGACCAGAUGCUCAGGUGCCUGAAGACCCCCUUGGACACCCUCUCAAUAACUCACUUCCUGCUUAUGGAGUCAGACUUGACAUAUCUGUCCCAGUGCCCCAACAUCAGUCAGCUAAAGAGUCUGGAUCUGAGUGGCAUCAAGCUGACCAACUUUAAUCCCAAGCUCCUCAAAGAUCUGCUGGAGAAUGUUGCAGCCACCAUCCAGGAGCUUGGCUUAGAUGAGUGUGGGAUCAUGGACUCCCAACUGGAAGCCAUCCUGCCUGCCCUGAGCCACUGCUCCCAGCUCAGCUCCUUCAGUAUUCGUGGGAACCCUCUCUCUAUGGCCAUCAUUGAGAAGCUGCUGUGCCAUACUGAUGGGCUGCCCAGCUUAACUGAAGAGUUUUAUCCUGCCCCUCAGGAGAGUUAUGGCUCUCAGGGAACUCUCCACGUGGGAAGACUUGCUAAGCUUAAGGCUGAGUUGAUUGAGAUUAUGAGAACUUUAGGACGACCCAGGAUCAUCUGGCUUAGCUCCAGCCCCUGUCUUCACUGUGGUGAUGAUACAUUCUAUCACAUGGAGCUUGUUACAUACCACUGUAAUAAACGCCCGCCUCGUCUCUAA
Molecule: messenger RNA, 1449 nt
Organism: Sus scrofa (pig)
Lineage: Eukaryota; Metazoa; Chordata; Mammalia; Artiodactyla; Suidae
Source: RefSeq, a predicted model, not a curated record